AAAAGGAGGUUUAUCUCUCCCGGGCGGGGAAAGAAAUUCUUAUAAAAUCAGUGGUCCAAGCGAUCCCCAAUAAUGCUAUGUCGUGUCUGAUUUUCCCACAAAAAUUAUGCGAUAAAAUGACUGUGUGCGGCGCUUCUGGUGGGGCCAAAAUUCAGAAACUAGUGGAAUCCCUUGGAAAUGAUAGGAUGGUAUGACGACGUCUAAAGCUAUAGGAGGUAUGGGUUUUAGGGAUUUCCAUUGCUUUAAUCAGACCUUUAGCUAAGUAAUGUUGGCGAUUAAUACUUCAUUUUGGGUUCGGAUACUAAAAUCGAUUUAGUUUCCUAAUUCGGAUUUUAUGGAGGCUAGAAGGGGGGUGAGACCAUCAUGGAUAUGGAGCAACCUAUUAGUGGGAAGAGAGUUGUUGUCUAAAGGCCUAAGAUGGCAGGUGAGAAGUGGUGAUCAAAUUAAUUUUUGGAAGAAUAGAUGGAUCCCUACCCUACCUAGUUUUUCAAUUACUCCGCUCAAGCCCUUUAAUUGUAAUAUUGAGUAUGUUGAGGAUGUAAUUAAUCAAUCAUCAAAGGCUUGGGACAUGACUAUUCUUCAAAAGGUAUCCAGCACAAAGGAACAACAAGUAAUGAAGACUAUCCCCAUCUCGAAGAUGAAGGAGGAGGAUAAGAGGAUAUGACAAUUUAAUCCAAAGGGCCAAUACACAGUCAAGUCAGGCUAUAGGGAGGCAUGAAGAAGAAAGAUAACUAUAGUUAUUUAAGAAGCAGUUCCUCUUCACUACUUCAUCCUAAACUUUGGAACAUUAUCUGGAGCUUGAAGAUCACAACUAAGAUUAG
Ilex paraguariensis (yerba mate) is the source of this 821-nucleotide messenger RNA. Lineage: Eukaryota; Viridiplantae; Streptophyta; Magnoliopsida; Aquifoliales; Aquifoliaceae. The record is from the annotation of a GenBank genome assembly.